AUGCCCUCGAUUCCAAGAACUUACAAGCUUUCCAGUGGCUACCUUCUACCCUCUUUGGGGUUGGGAACCUAUGAUAUCCCAAGAGCUGAGACCACCGAAGUGGUUUAUCAGGCUCUGAAGGCCGGUUACAGACAUUUGGAUACUGCGGUGCUAUAUGGGAAUGAAAAAGAGGUUGCCCAAGGUAUUCACAGGUGGUUACAAGAAGAUCCUAGCAAAAACAAGCGGGGCGACGUGUUUUACACCACAAAGCUUUGGAACUCGCAAAACGGUUACAGCAAUGCCAAGAGGGCCAUUCAGGAGUGUUUGGCCAAAGCACAACCUUUGGGCUACAUCGAUCUGCUAUUGAUCCAUUCACCACUAAGUGGGUCCAAGGGUAGGCUAGACACCUACAAGGCAAUGCAGGAGGCAGUCGACCAAGGUAUUGUGCGUUCAAUCGGGGUGUCUAACUAUGGCGCACACCAUGUUGAUGAGCUUUUGGCUUGGUCAGAGCUCAAGCACAAGCCCGUGGUCAACCAGAUUGAGAUUUCGCCUUGGAUCAUGCGUCAGGAGCUUGCAGACCACUGCAAGGCCAAGGGUUUGGUCGUAGAGGCGUUUUCGCCGCUCACGCACGGGUACAAGCUCAAACAUCCCAACGUUUUGCAAGUGGCCAAGGAAACCGGCCACGAUUCUGGCCAGGUGUUGAUUCGCUGGUCUAUGCAGCACGGAUACGUCCCGCUACCUAAAUCCCGGUCUGUGACCCGACUCACGGGCAAUCUGCAAGCGUAUGACUUUGAGCUUACACCAGAGCAAAUGGACUUUCUGGAUCAACCAGAAGCGUACGAACCUACGGAUUGGGAAUGUACCGAUGCACCAUGA
Molecule: messenger RNA, 855 nt
Organism: Lachancea sp. 'fantastica'
Lineage: Eukaryota; Fungi; Ascomycota; Saccharomycetes; Saccharomycetales; Saccharomycetaceae
Source: the annotation of a GenBank genome assembly